Messenger RNA from Hipposideros armiger (great roundleaf bat), 2394 nucleotides. RefSeq names its product zinc finger protein 709-like. Gene Ontology annotation, molecular function: DNA-binding transcription factor activity, RNA polymerase II-specific; RNA polymerase II cis-regulatory region sequence-specific DNA binding. Bases 532 to 1221 code for a protein of 229 amino acids. The record is from RefSeq and is a predicted model, not a curated record. The transcript has 2 exons. Gene Ontology annotation, cellular component: transcription regulator complex; PcG protein complex; chromatin. NCBI's taxonomy places the organism in Eukaryota, Metazoa, Chordata, Mammalia, Chiroptera, Hipposideridae. Gene Ontology annotation, biological process: regulation of transcription by RNA polymerase II.
CCCUGGAGGAGUGGGCUUUACUGGAUCCUUCACAGAAGAAAUUCUAUAGAGAUGUGACGUGGGAAACCUUCAGGAACCUGGCCUCAGUAGAAGUUAUGUGAUAGAAAGAAGCUGGGACAGGAAAGAGGGUAGUCAAUAUGGAGAAAUCUUGACCCUUAUUCCAAAUCAAAAUGUGAACAAGAAAACUUGUGGAGUAAAACCAUGGGAAAACAGUGUAUGUGGAAAUGUCUUAAUGCAGCCUUCAUUUCAGAAUGGGAACAUCAGAUGUCACACUGGACACAAGCCCUCUGAAUAUCAGAAAUAUGGAGAGAAGCCACAUGAAUAUGACAUAUGUGAGAGAGACUUCAGUUACCUUCAGUGUUUUGAAAAACAUGAAAGCACAAUGGAGAUAAACCUUAUGAACAUAAAAUAUCUGAUAAAGCCUUCAAUUCCAGUUUUGUUCAAGUACAUGAAGAAAUUCAUACUGGGGAAAAACUUUAUGAAUGUAAGGAAUGUGAAAAAAACUUUGAUCUCUCAAGCCUUCAAGUACACAUGAAGGAAGGACCUUAUAAAUGUAAGGCAUGUGAGAAAGCAUUAAUUUCUCCCAGUUCAUUUAGGAUACAUGAAAGGACUCACACUGGAGAGAAACCCUACGAAUGUAAAUCAUGUAGAAAAGUAUUCAGUUGUUUCAGUUAUCUUCGAAGACUUGAAAGGGCACACUCAGGAUUGAAACCCUGUGAAUGUAAGCAAUGUGGUCUAGCUUAUAGAUACUUUGGUUCCUUAAAAAUACACACAAAGACUCACACUGGAGAGAAACCCUAUGAAUAUAAAACAUGUAGAAAAGCAUUCGGUUGUCAUAGUGAUCUUCAAAGACAUGAAAAGGCACACACAGGAGUGAAACCCUACGAAUGUAAGCAAUGUGGUCUAGCUUACAGAUACUAUAGUUCCUUAAAAACACAUAGAAGGACUCACACUGGAGAGAAACCCUAUGAAUGUAAGCAAUGUGGUAAAGGUUACAGAGAUUCCAGUUCCUUAAAAACGCAUGAAAGAGGUCACACUGGAGAGAAACCCUAUAAAUGUAAAACAUGUAGUAAAGCAUUUGGUUGUCGCAGUUAUCUUCGAAGACAUGAAAGGGUACACAUAGGAUUGAAACCCUAUGAAUGUAAACAAUGUGGUCAAGCUUACAGAUACAAUUGUUCCUUAAAAACACACAAAAGGACUCACAGAAGAGAAACCCUAUAAAUGUAAGUAAUGUAGUCAAGCUUACGGUGAUUACACCUUAAAAACACAAAAGGACUCACACUGGAGAGAAACCCUAUGAAUAUAAAACGUAGAAAAGCAUUCAGUUGUCGCAGUUAUCUUUGAAGACAUGAAAGGGCACACAAAGGAGUGAAACCAUAUGAAUGUAAACAAUGUGGUAAAGGUUACAGCAAUCACACUUCCUUAGAAACACAGGAAAGAAGUCACACUGGAAAGAAACCUUAUGAAUGUAAAACGUAGAAAAGUAUUCAGUUGCCUCAAGUAUCUUCAAAAACAUAAAAGGACACACACAGGAGAGAAAUCCCAUGAAGGUAAACAAUGAGAUAAAGCUUUCCAUUCUCAUCUAGGUUUCCAAAUACAUGAAAGAAAUUGCACUGGUGGGAAAUGUAAGAAAUGUGGGAAAGCUUUCAUUUACACACAAACUAGCGAACACCAGUGAGCAUGCACACUGAAGACACACCAUAUGAAUGUGAAGAAUGGGGGAAAGCCAGUCAUCCCAGUUCCUUCCAAAAACAUGAAAAGAAUCACAGGAUAAAACCUAUUUAACAUAAACAGUGUUGGAAGGAUUUCAGCUUGCACACAUCUUUUACAUGUGAAAAAUCUAAGGGAAAACAGAUAAAACUAUGUAACAUGAGAAAGCUUGAUGUAAAUUAAUCCAUGUAUAACAUUCUAGAAAAAGUUGUUAUUAAAGUUGUAAAUACAUUGUUUUAUCAAGCUUAUUAAGUGAAUCACUUCAAUACAAAUUUUUUAUUACAUUCAGAAAUGAAUAUUGAGGUGAGAUACCUCUUGGAGUCAUCUUUUCAAUAGUAGUACAAGAGAUUAUAAGAUAGAGUUUCUUCCUUAAAUGAGUUAUUUUCUCUUUCCAUAUUGAAGCUCUUAGAUCCCUGGGUGAGCUGAAGUGUAUUUCUAAUGUGCAAAUAAAGUUUUUAAUAAUGUUUUGGUUUUUAUUUUCUGUGUUAAGUAAGGGACCAUUGUAAAAUGAUAGUUUGGUAUUUGUUGGGGUUUUAUUACUGGCUUGGUGAGAGUUUCUGGAUAUUCUUAGUCCAUUAAUUGUAUAUAUUCUGCUUUUUCUUCUUUUACUGACAUAGCUCUUUUGGGGGGACAGGUGUAUGAGGUGUGAUCAAUAAAUAUGGUGAAUCUUUAAAUAAAAAUUAU